CUACUUACAUGAAACUGGACCCAUGCCAUCCGAGCUACUUCAAUUCCCCCCUCUAUACACACUCGUAGGUAUCUAUCGUAUUCUCACUGACCCUCUCGUCCGUACCCCAGUGCUGGACAAGAUCCGCCAUGCCUCCAUCCGAGGUCUCAUCGUGGGCGCCCUCUAUGCCGCCGGAACAUGGCGACCGAUGGGAUGGUUCGUCCGUCGUUUCUUGGUAGGCGGGCAGCGAUUUCUAGGAAUUGGACUAGGUAGUCGGGGAAGAGUCGGCGAGGCGGUGGGAGAGAGUAUGGGUGGGGUGGUACAUGUUGGAAUGGGGAGGUUAAGUGUACCAGUUGAUUUAGUUCUCUACACGCACAUUCUUGUACUUCUUCCUCAACUCUCGAGCAUACUCCGGUUCUUCAUCUACAAAAACCUCCGUAUAGCUCGUUCUAGAGCGUACGCUUUGACGGUAUCUUCUAGAGGCAAGCCUCCAGAGUUUUGGUCGCAAGGAUAUGUGGAGGAAUGGGCAAAUCCUCCCAAGCCACAACCUGGUGAUAUGGUCAAAGGUGGCAGGAGAAGCACAGAAGCUCGAUGGGUGUCAUGGAUAUUGUGGUGGCCGACUCAGAUCGUGAUACGACAUUACCUUCUCAUCCCGUUGUCCCCCAAUCUUCCCCUUCUGGCUCCACUCUUCACCUCCACAUUACGUGCACUCACCACCGCCGAGUACCUCCACACGCCGUAUUUCGACAUCAAAGGUAUGUCCGCAGAGGAAAGAUGGCGUUGGGUUGAAGAACGUAAAUGGGCAUACAGAUCGUUCGGCUUCGCGGCUAGCGUCCUUGAGUCCAUUCCUAUUCUCGGUUUAUUCUUGUCUAUAACCAAUCGUAUCGGUGCCGCCAUGUGGGCGUUCGAUCUCGAAAAACGACAACAUCUCUUCUCUCACCAAGCUCUACAACCACUCCCUCCAUCACAAGUAGGUUUCUUCGGCUCUGGCGGUGUGUCCAACACGGACCUCAACAUACAAGCUGCAGAGGAAGAGAUAGAAAGGAGAUGGUCUCAGAAACCUCACGACGAUUCGACGUCUCCUGCCAUCGAGCUACAAGGCUCAGGGUUGGGAGUAAGCGAGGCAGGUAAAGAAAAGGUUUUAUGA
Molecule: messenger RNA, 1126 nt
Organism: Tremella mesenterica DSM 1558
Lineage: Eukaryota; Fungi; Basidiomycota; Tremellomycetes; Tremellales; Tremellaceae
Exons: 5
Coding region: 23-1126 (367 amino acids)
Source: RefSeq, a predicted model, not a curated record